Molecule: messenger RNA, 2708 nt
Organism: Teleopsis dalmanni
Lineage: Eukaryota; Metazoa; Arthropoda; Insecta; Diptera; Diopsidae
Product: fibrinogen alpha chain
Exons: 7
Coding region: 60-2609 (849 amino acids)
Source: RefSeq, a predicted model, not a curated record
AAUUGAGUAAAAAAUCAAACUUGUUUUUGUUAAAUAAAGGAAAAAUCUGUAAAAGUAACAUGUCGGCCUUAAAGGCCAACCGAGUUCAACGUGUGCAUACGCAACUUAUGCCACAUCAACAACAACAGCAACAACAUCGCAAAAGCUUGCAACAAAUGAAAACAAAAUAUUAUUCCAUCAAUUAUACUAUAAAUAUUGAAAAGAACAGGUUCUCUACCAAUACCAAGUGCAGCGUCAAGCAGAGAGCAUCUUCAUCAUCGGCAUUUUCGUCAGCAUCAAUGCUGUUAUCAAAAUCACGCUUCACUAAAGCUCUCUUUCUUGUUUGCAUACUCUGCGCGUUGGUAGAAUACAAUGCUGUUGAAUGUGGAAGCACUGGUGCUGUAAGACCCGGCACAGGUGGUAAUGCACCACGUCUACCACGUACCAGUGCUAGUCAGCUGUAUAGCGGUAACGGUAGUAAUGGUAGUAAUACAAGUGGUAACAAUAAACUGCCAAACAAAACUUUGAACACCACGCGAAAUGGAAACUUAAGAAACAGAGAACAGCAAUUGCUUAAUAUAUUUGAAGUGAUCAUAUCGACUCUUGAAGGGAAACUAAAACGAAUUGACAACUUGGACAAAUCAGUGGAGCACAUGAUGCGCCGCAUGGAAGCAUUAGACAAUCGUGUUGCUGAUAAUAUAAUUAAAACUGAUUCUGUAAUAUCAAAACUAAAUUCUUUAGACAUCAAACUAUCUAAUGACAUAAACAUUCCAAUAAAUGAUGACUCGACAACUACCAUACCAACGGGUUCUAGUCCAAUAUUUUCUUCAAGCUUGCAACUUGAUAACCGUCUUGUUCUAUUAGAUCAAAAGGUUAGUGACAUUGAUUCGAAACUGGAAGUACUCAAAACUCAAAUCGACAACAACUUUUUGCAAGUUGAUGAUAUUAACGUGGAGGCAAGUGAGAAGAAACCAAUUAGCAUGAAUGUAAUUGAGAUAACUAAGGCAAUGUUAGCAACUGAACUGAAUGAGUUACGCGAUACAACUGAUAAUAUUGAUAAAAAAUUGCAAUUUCAUAUUAAUAUUGUAUCCGAGAAUGUAGGACGCAUGCUACGCAUGGUUGGUGACAUACAUGAAGCAGUUGUCGAUCAUAAUGAACAAUUGAAUGCAUUAAAUGCAACAACAACAGCAUUACCGAUUAUCAAAUCAAGUAAAAUUGAUGCACUGGUUAAGCAAAUACGUCCAAUGGUAUCAGUUUCAGAAAAAAUGGACGAAGUAUGGGAUGUUGUUGUAGGUACGAAAUCAUCUGUUGAUCAUUUAUUGCCGAAAUCAGAUGCAUUGCUAACACAAACACAACGUCAGGAACGUGCGAUUGGAGAAAUUCACCAUGAUUUGAAAACUAAAACUAAUUUGAUUAUUAACAAUUUGGACAUGGUAGAAAAACGUUUAAAGAAACAGGAAGAUGAUGUACAAAUCUUAGCACAACGUCCUGUACCACCUGAACUGUUAAUGGAUCCAACAAUCGAUCGUUUGGUGGAAUAUGAUCCCAAUAGAUAUUCCAUUGUUGAUGAAAUUACAGAAUCUAGUAAUCCAACUACACCGUUAUCUACAAUAUCUUAUGCAAAUAGUACUUCAGUUGUACCAACUUCAGUUGCUACACCAAUUGCAACAACUGCCAGCUCCUCAACUGUGCCAGUGCAAAAUCAAACAGCGACAACUGCAGCUAAUACAACAAGUACAACUUUGAGCAGUGUGUUUACCAUUUCUGCAAACACAACAAAUUCCUCAUUAGCGUCUAGUACCAGUACCUCAACAUCAGCAACGGCAAUAAAACCCAAAAAAGGUGGCAUUAUAUUCCCAAGCGUUAAAAAUAAGCCAUCUGUUGUCAAUACAACAUUUUCAACCGAUAUACUAACACUGAAGGACAUCAAGGGUUUCUCGUGCGUUGACCUGUUAAACGCUGGAAUGAGACAAUCCGGUGUGUUUUACUUACAAAUACGUGGCACAACGUAUUGGUUCCUUAAGGUAUUUUGUGAGCAAGAAGUAACUGAUGGUGGUUGGACGGUUAUACAGAGACGUGAUGACUAUGGUGAGCCUCGUGAAAACUUCAACCGAGACUGGGCCGAUUAUAAAAAUGGUUUUGGUGAUCCUGCAAAAGAGUUUUGGCUUGGCAACGAAAAUAUAUAUAUGCUUACUAAUAACGAAGAUUAUGCUUUACGAGUUGAACUAGAAGAUUUUGAAGGAAACAAAAGAUACGCCCAAUACUCACACUUCAAAAUACACUCAGAAGCGGAUUAUUAUAAACUUGAAAUUGAUGGUUAUGAUGGCAAUGCAGGGGAUUCUCUAAAUGAUCCAUGGUAUGGUUCAAAUAAUAGUCCAUUUUCGACAUAUAAUCGAGACAAUGAUAGAAGUUCUCUAAAUUGUGCCAGUAUGCUUAAGGGUGGCUGGUGGUGGAAGUCCUGCGGAAGAGGCUUAAAUGGAUUAUAUUUGCAUGAUCCGCAAGAUUUGACAGCUCGUCAAGGCAUUGUCUGGUUCCGUUGGCGCGGAUGGGAUUAUACUUUGAAAAAGGCUACGAUGAUGAUACGUCCCAGAGCACCGCAACCCAUGUCUAGCACAGUUUCAACUGUAUAAAUAUAAACACAUCAUAACUCAAGCUAUGCAUACAUAUUUCAUGCUCUAAAGAAAACCAUUUAAUAUAUUAUCGAAUUUUACUGAAAAAUAUUCGAUAUU